This is a messenger RNA of Botrytis porri, 384 nucleotides long. RefSeq lists its product as uncharacterized. The transcript has a single exon. The coding region runs from base 1 to 384 and encodes 127 amino acids. Lineage: Eukaryota; Fungi; Ascomycota; Leotiomycetes; Helotiales; Sclerotiniaceae. The record is from RefSeq and is a predicted model, not a curated record.
AUGCCUCGUUUCCACUUGUGUUGUAUCUUCAAAUGCUCACGACCCAAAGAUGAGUCUAAACAUAAGCCCACCGCCUUCCAAGAACUUCAAGAUAUUGUUCCUCCUGUUGGAAAUUUUAAAAUUGAGAGUAAAUUCGAAGAUCCGCCUCCAAUGAUUCAUCAAAAGAAUGAGCAAUAUGAGUCCAUAAAUCAUAAAUGUUCCACUGCAGUCCCUGGAAUUGCCAUCAAUCCUACCACAAGCUUGGAACAUAUCGUUGAAUCUAAGUUACCUCAACAAAAUCACAUGUUACAUCCUUUCUAUCAUUCCAGAGAGAUGUCUAAACUUAGGGGAGAAAAGUUUCACAAUAAGCUUGGAAGUUUAUCAGAAGAAGGAGAAGCUGCUUAG